Messenger RNA from Acanthamoeba castellanii str. Neff, 951 nucleotides. RefSeq lists its product as uncharacterized. The record is from RefSeq and is a predicted model, not a curated record. NCBI's taxonomy places the organism in Eukaryota, Discosea, Longamoebia, Acanthamoebidae. The transcript has 2 exons. Bases 1 to 951 code for a protein of 316 amino acids.
AUGUCGAACUUCAUCAACCCCACCACCAACACCACUCCCAUCCGCUCCAACACUGCCGCUGCCCCCAUCGGCGCUGCCCCUCUCGGUGCCGCAUCCUUGGCUGCCACGCCCGGCGCUCCGCUCAUGUCCGGCGCCACCACCACUCCCAUCCUCUCCAACACCGGCGCUGCCCCCAUCGGCGCUGCCCCCAUCGGUGCCGCCCCUCUCGGCGCCUCGCCCCUCGGUGCCGCGCCCUUGGGAGGCACCACGGCCACGACCAUGCUGCCGGCCACCGGCACCGGCCUCAUGGGCACCAACAAGCACCUGUCCAAGCAGGAGCGCAAGGCCCUCAAGCACCAGAACAAGGCCCUCAAGCACGACCACCAGCAUGGCCACGGCCUCACCGGCACGGGUCUGCCCCUUGCGGGCGGCGCAACGAGGGGAACCGGUCUCACCGGAACGGUGAUGCACGGCGCGACCAACGUGGUGGAGCACCAGCCCAUCGUCGAGCGCGAGGUCAUCGUCGAGAGGCCCGUCGAGGUGAGGCGCGAGCACCACAUCCAGCCGGUCAUCCACGAGAGGGAACACCAGAUCCAGCCCGUCGUCCGCACCGAAGUCACCACCGAGCGCAAGGACCUCGUCACCGACCGUAACGUGAUGGUGCCGGCAGUGGUCGAGCAGCCGCGCCUAGGGUCCACGGGCCUGACCACGGCCGACCAGAGGGGCAUCAUGCCCGGCGCCGGCACCACGGGCAUGACUGGCGCGCACCACGCGACGAUCGGCCAGAAGAUCAAGGGCACCGUGAAGGAGGUGCAGGGCUCGCUCACGCACAACCCGAUGAAGAAGGAGGAGGGCCGCCUGCUCAAGCAGGGCAUCGACACCACCGGCACUGGCAUGGGCACCACCCCUGGCAUGAUGGGCACCACUGGCACUACCACGCCCGGCAUGCUGGGCAACACCACUCGCAUCUAA